UUUUCAUUGCAUUACUUAAGCUUGCCGUCUUCCUCAUUUUUCUUCAACAAUCUUCUCUCUAGUUCACCUCUCUUCCUAACACUCAAUCAUCCCAUUCACAUUACUAUUGAAGUUCAGAUCCAAAGCUUCCAAGUUCCAUCACUAUGGCACCAGAGAAGGCUACAGAUAUGGUUCUCAAAGUCGACUUGAAGUGCCCAUGUUGCUACAAGAAGAUCAAGAAAGUUCUCGGCCAAUUUCCUCAAGUAAGCAAUCAGGUAUUCGACGAAAAACAUGACACAGUAUACAUAACCGUAGUAGUAUGUUGCAAUCCAGAGGAGAUUCGCAACAAGAUAGCUAAGAAAGGAGGAAAAACCAUAAAGAGUAUUGAGAUCAAAGAAGCCCCAAAGCCUAAACCUGCCACCGAUAAGCCAAAAGAAGAGUCCAAUAAGCCCAAAGGAGAUGACAAACCAAAACCCGAUAAGCCUAAAGAAGUUGCAGUUCCAGUUCAUGUUCCUGUUCCAGCUCCAGUUCUAGUUCAAGCUCCUGCAGUGAUGCCUCCUGCUGCUAUGAUGGUUCAAGCUCCAAUGGGAUACCCUUAUUACAUGCCUGAUUAUGGAGGGUAUCAUUCAGGACCUGUGGAGCCAAGUUAUAAUCAAGGGUAUUGGAAGCCAGUGCCUGUUAGUGAUAACUAUGGUUACUAUGGUUAUGAUCAUGGGGCUUAUAGAGGAUCGGGCUAUAAUAAUGAAGAAAAUCAAUCUGGCUGCACAAUCAUGUGAAAUCUUGAGUUAAGGGUAUCUAAUGUUUAUAGUAUUUUGGGUUUUACAAUCUCGGAAUGUUGUUAUUUCUUUUUGUAAUUUGCUAAAGAAUGUAGUUGGUGCAUAUUAAGGAUACUUAUGGUUUUGAAGGGGAUUACAGUUAGUUACCAUAGACAUAUAUGUUAAUAAACAGAAUGACUAUUUCAAUGAAGAAAAUUCAUCAGGCUGCAUAAUCAUGUGAAAAAUGGAUGUUGUUAGAUUUGUUUA
This is a messenger RNA of Impatiens glandulifera, 1001 nucleotides long. RefSeq names its product protein PYRICULARIA ORYZAE RESISTANCE 21-like. The coding region runs from base 144 to 755 and encodes 203 amino acids. The transcript is spliced from 3 exons. Lineage: Eukaryota; Viridiplantae; Streptophyta; Magnoliopsida; Ericales; Balsaminaceae. Gene Ontology annotation, molecular function: metal ion binding. The record is from RefSeq and is a predicted model, not a curated record.